Messenger RNA from Camelina sativa (false flax), 652 nucleotides. Its product is annotated as general transcription and DNA repair factor IIH subunit TFB5-like. The record is from RefSeq and is a predicted model, not a curated record. Gene Ontology annotation, cellular component: transcription factor TFIIH holo complex; transcription factor TFIIH core complex. Lineage: Eukaryota; Viridiplantae; Streptophyta; Magnoliopsida; Brassicales; Brassicaceae. Gene Ontology annotation, biological process: transcription by RNA polymerase II; nucleotide-excision repair, preincision complex assembly; nucleotide-excision repair.
AGCUAAGAUUACUGUCAAAUCACAAAGUAACUAAGCUUCUCAUUUGGCUGAAUUUGGAGAUUGUUCUGACUUUGAUGAUAAUCAUAUAUGUUAACUGCAGAUUUUUUUAGUCAUGUUCUUGAAUGUAGUCUGGUAUCAGUUUCUUCUCUGCUUCACUGGUCAAACUGCAUUGUAGUUUCCGUUGUUUAGUUUUUUGAUGUAAUGUAACCGAGCUUUUGAUUUGAUUCCAAUGGCUAAAUUUUUUCGAAUUGUACUCUUGUUUUCAUGUUCUUUGCUUCAAGAUUUUCAAUGGUUAACUCAAUCAAAGGAGUCUUCAUCUCAUGCGAUGUUCCCAUGGCGCAGUUCAUUGCACAUUUGAACAAUUCGUUGCCUCCUUCACAGAAGUUUAUACUUCAGGUACUGAAACUGGACACUACUUGUAUGUUUGUGAAGCCGCAAGCAGAGGAGAUGAUUCAUAGUGCCGUCAUCAAGUUCAGGGACCAAAACUCUUACGCAAAGACGAAUUGAUCGGUUUACUUGGGAUCUUAAUAUAGUGCGAGAGAGAUCAACAAAGGAUUUGUGUGAAAUCUGUGAUGAACCAUACCAUGUUUGUAAACGAUUAGUGUGUACAGGAAUGAGAUAAUUUUUUCAUUAGACUUAAGAGUUUAAGACC